AUGGCUUUAACGAAUGCUAGGCCGCCGGCGCUAUCAGCUCUUGAGAGUGACACCAUUCGCAACACAGUUUCUCCAAAGUUCCAGGCCAAUACUUUAGGAGAUACGUCAUUUGAAAGUUUAACUGGAAAAGAGUCAAGCAGCAGCCGCUCUAAAUUAACUGUCGCCGCACAUGAGAAAACCAACGAACUUCUCAAAUCGCUUCCGGUCACUGGUGAAAGACCUUCGCCCAAGGAGGAGGACCCUUUUAUGGAGGACCAGGUCCUGCACGCGAUCUUCACUAUUUUAUGGGAGCAUGAUACCGAGGAGAAGGGCAUGACCGUUAAGCAGCUUUGCGAUUUUUUACUCGUGAAGCGGCCGGAAAUGGCAGACCUUUCGACCAAACUCUCAAAUCUGGUGUCAGCGAAACUUAAUGCGUACAUUAAAAAGGUAGAACGCGGCGAAAGCACGUUGAUGUAUUCUCUUUCAAGAGAAUGGUCAGACCAAUCUCCAAGACGCAUGGUAUACGUCUAUCGUGGUAUUUUGGCCACAGAUUUCAAAGCACAGGCUCAGGCUGCGUCUCUUCAAAAAUAUGUAUCCAAAACCAAGGGUGGUAAUCAAGGUUCCAAAAAAAGUCAACGAUCCACUGUCGGUCCCAACACGGCAAGCUCAGACUCUAGCUUGAGCGGAAUCUCGCGCUCCACAGGUUCGCAAAGCCCUUUUUCGUCGAAUCUUUUUUCCAGCGAAUAUAAUGUCCCGUACGCUUCCUCACCCGUUUCAAUGAGCUUAGCGCCUACCAUUUCGGAAGCAACUCUGAAUCCCGUCGCUGCUGAUCACGUACACGUCGUGGCACAUGGUGGAAAACACAGAGUUGGAGCAUCCCCCGAUUUUGAGCCUUCCAAAAAGCACAAGACCUCGCUCAAAGUAACACCAGGUUAUGUGACAGCCGCCGCCGCAGCGCCGAGGCUUUCUAAAAUUGCUGCCAGGAAGCAUUUCAGUGUAACAGAACAGAGCGCUGCUCUGGUUAAUGCACUGCAUCGAAUUGCUGCGACUCAAAAGCCAGUUGAAGUAACUCUGACCGUCUUUGAAAACGCAGGCAAUGACAAUCACUCAGAGCAGCAAUCCGAAGUUACGAUCUCAACUUCUUCUUGGUUAGAAGCCGUGAGAUCCGGAUUUUUACUUCAGGACAUCGAAUCGCCAGAAACUCUUUCCUCAGAAGAUCUUGACAACUUUUUCGCACAGUCGUAG
This is a messenger RNA of Lachancea mirantina, 1224 nucleotides long. The record is from the annotation of a GenBank genome assembly. Lineage: Eukaryota; Fungi; Ascomycota; Saccharomycetes; Saccharomycetales; Saccharomycetaceae.